Molecule: messenger RNA, 2534 nt
Organism: Linum trigynum
Lineage: Eukaryota; Viridiplantae; Streptophyta; Magnoliopsida; Malpighiales; Linaceae
Source: the annotation of a GenBank genome assembly
CCAUUUCAAACCCAAACCCCACCCAUCCCUGCGCCCCCUCCAACCCGUCAUCUUCUUCCUCUCUACCGCCCGUUCAUCUUCUUCAUCGUUCCAUACGCAGGAUCCGGUCCACUACGGCGGCGAUAAUGGCUCUUCCUUCGCUUCUCCCGCCGCCACGCUAGAUUGCUCGUGGUUUGUGUCCGAGAACUUGACCGAACCCUAAUGGAUCUAAUACUUCCUCGAGCUCCACCCUUCUUCCCCAAACUCAACCCUCGAUCUGUCACCUCUAUCGCCGCUGCGUCAAUGACCUUUGUUUCUCGUCGACGCCUUCAUUUUGAUUUUCACUAUGGUUGUUGAUUUAGAUUAGGGUUUGAAUUUGGGGCUUUGAUUGGGUAAGAAAAUGCAGAAGAGGGGGUUGUUUCCCUGCUAAAGAUGUCAUCGCUCGACUCCCACGAUCAAGACGAUGCUCUGGUGAGGGAUGUCGAUGGGAUUGAUGAUUUGGCAGUCUGCGUCAGCCUUGAAGAUCGAUAGUUUACUUUUCUUCUACGCCUGCCAUCCCCCGCUCCAUCUUUAUCCCAUCAGAUUGUCGAUUUUGAUUCUCUCCCCCCGAAAUCAUCGCCCUUACUCUCACCUCCAACUGCUGGUCAACGAUUGCUUUCCCUGCUUCUGCUCGACUACUAUUCAGGUGACACCGGGCAGAAUUUUGAAGGUCAGGAUUGGGGGAUUGAAGAUUGGAAUCAGCUCGGGUGGAAGAGGAACGAAGACGAUAAGGGAAAAAUUGACUUAAUAAAUUUUAUUAAUGUGGUUGGUCGCUGAAGCGUCGGAGGAAGAAUGUUGGUGGUUGCCGGAAAAAUGUAAAAGUUUUUUAUUGUUAUUUUUUUAAUUAUUCCUUAAGCCAUGGAUUUUGAGACAAUAAGAGGUUUUUUUUUAUUUGGUAAGUUUUUGUUUUAACUUUUAUUUUAAUUGAAUUAAAAGAAUAAUGACAUGGCACCCAUGCAUCAGCCACGUCAGCAGCAUUUUGCUGAGUCUUUCACGGAUAGAUGUUUGACCGUCAAUAUAAACGGUAAAAAAAAAAUUUGGGCCAAAUUUGUCAAUUAAUUUGAAAAGUUGGCCACAAUUAUCUUAUUGAAAAAUUCGGGCCAAAAUUGACACUCACGCCAAACUUCGGGCCAAAAUAGGGUAUUAAUCCAUACAUAUAUAUAUAUAUAUAAAUUAAUACGUAUAUACUUAUCCUGUCGAUCGAUAUCCCGAUUUUUGUCGAAAUAUUAUCAAAAUACCCAAUUUUAAAUCAUGAAAUUUUCUUGCGAUCGAAAUACGAGUUUAGCCGAAAUGGGAUGUUACACAAUCUUUAGGAGCAUAACUCCUUUCUUUCAUAUAUUAUUGGACAUGGAUUGAAUUGUCUCCUGCAAGAUAAGUAUAUUAUCAGUCAUAUGUCUAGUUGGUACAGAGCUGUACUGAUUAGGUUGAACAAGGUGAUUCAUGAGGGGUUUCAUUAUAUCAUCCAGACACUUAGCCACCACUUUCUAAGACACAUUGUAGAGGCUAAUGGGUCAAAACUAGUUCAUGGAGCUGGCUUCCUCCACUUUUGGGAUCAAGGUCAGAAGCAUCUUGAUGAUGUUGACGCAAUCUGGACUGAUAAAGCAUCAAGACGUAAAGAUGGUAAAAUCAGAGCCAAUUACAUCCCAACAUGCUUGGUAAAAAAAAUCAUGGAAGCAAUCCUUUCUAGGUGCUUUCAUCCCACUCAUCAUCAUCACAUUGUUCUUCACUUUCAUCAGGCAUGGUGGUCUUGCAAUCUUAGUCAGAGUUGCUUCUUCUAAUUUAAAGAAAUUAGUCGCCACAUAAGGACGCUCCCUAUGUUGCUCUUGUGUAUAAGUUUAUAAGAAACUAUCUGGCCAUCUAUUGGAGCAUAGUGCAUCCAUAAUCCAUUGGUUGAUAUAAUGUUUUAGGCCUUUGAUCUAGUUUAUCAUUUUUUGGGAGAGCGUGCUUGUGUGGAAAAAUCUUGUAUUAUGAUCCCCUCACUUUAUUCAUUUAGCUCUCAAUUUUUGUAGCCAUAGAACUUCCAUCUUCCCAUAGGACAUCUUCCACUUCCUCCCUGGUGUUAUGCUCAACAGAAAAAGAUUGUCGAGUAGAAUUUCUAUCAUUCCUCCACUCCAGUGAAUUCAACUUGUUUGAGAGGAUCUUCUUCCUUUUGAAUAUGUUUUCAAAAAUCUAUUUGUUCCAAAUCGUUAACUUUUCGGUUAGGUCCUGCAAAGAUGGAAUAAACUCGUGACCAUAUUACCAUAUUACCAAUAGCUGUAAGAUAGUAGUUAGGGCUCCCAACCAUGAUAUAUUUGAGAUGUAUGAACUGUCUUUGGGUUUUCGUGACUUCAAGCAUCAUAUUACCUUUAUUAUAUAUAAUACAAAUUCCACCACUGAAGCCAAUCACGUAAGAUAAUUCCCAAGAAUCAUAUUCCAACAAUUUGAUAAUUUCAAGAGCUUCCUCUUCACUGAUCCUUAGUUUCAUAAUAUGCACAAUGCUCGAAUUAUGUGUGGCCCUAUAAAACUAAAAAUAAGAU